CUCCAAGGCAAUAGUGAUUGAUGUACGGAUAUCACGAGCGAAGAUACGGGCAAAGGACAGGCCGAAGAAGGCCCCAAAUGCUGAGUUGAUUUCCGGUUUUUCGAGCACAAUUUCAUCUAUACACUCUAAACUGCAUGAGGGAAAUCCACGUGGACUGUACAGUUAGAGACAGCUGGUCUCGUUUUUAGAUUGGGUUUGGAACCUCGGCAUCCAUAUCAACGGGACCAAGCUUUUCAUUGAAAAGUAAAAUAUUCCCUUCGACGAUGAACCUCGCUUUGUCUCACGGGAUAGCAUGUUGGCUCGUGGUCAUCCUCGCGUUCGACGUCGACGCACAAUGUGGUAUGGAUAUUUUCGUCAAUGUGACGGUCCCUGAGGAGACCGUUUACGUGUUCGAGGGCUCUGAUUCCAACACCACCAUCAUCGUCAACGAAGUCCUGCGCGAUGGCGAGUUGACAUUAAGAUCAUCCAAUCCUGCUAAAUUUACGAUUAAGGAUGGUUAUACGACUACGACACUGACGACGUCCUCUGAUCUUCCCCGUAAUCUCACCGUGGUCAUCGAAGGUCGAGCCAUCUCUUUAGAAAAGCUUGAAGUCUACUUUCAACCAUCGGGGAGCGAUGACCUGAUCGAGCUUGGCCAACAAACCAUCGGGGUCAAAAGGGUGCCGACAAUUUUACAGGCUGUAUAUGUUUACAUCAUCUUGGCUUGGAUUGUACUCAGUUACCUUUCAAUGGGGGGAAGCAUGAAUCCUAAAGAUAUUUGGAAGAAAAUUCGACGACCUUACGGUAUCUUGAUCGGCAUCUUCUGUCAAUUCAUCAUCAUGCCCGCUAUGACUUACAUGAUUGCUCUUCUCUUAGCGCGAGGCGAUGACGCGACAUCGGUAGGGAUCGUCUUGAUAGGUACAGCACCCGGUGGAUGGCUGAGUAACAUCUUCUGCGCUCUACUCGAUGUCGAUCUGGUCCUCAGCAUCACCAUGACAUUCUUUUCCACCCUGAUCGCCCUUGGGAUGAUGCCCCUGAACCUACUCAUCUAUGCUACACCAUUCACUACUCAGAAUCAAAGAUUACAGACACCCUUCUCGGAUCUGGCUCAACAGCUUGCUAUCCUUGUCAUACCUCUCUUCAUCGGUAUUGCCAUCUCGUGGAAAUUCCCAAAAUUCAAGAAAUUCUGCAAGAAAGUGGUAAAACCAAUCGCCUUACUCUUGAUUAUCAUUGGUAUAGCGAUGGGUGUACCGGCUGAUUUUUACGCAUUUUCACAAUCUCCAGGCUAUGUAUGGGCCGUCAGUUUUAUCAUUCCUUUCUUCGGAGCGUUCUUCGGCCUGUCCUUCGCCCGUAUCUUUGCCCGGGACGUCCGUUCAUCCAUCACCAUCGCCAUAGAGACUGGAGUGCAGAACGCUAUCCUAGCCCGGACCAUUGUCUUUCUGUUCUACCCCAGACCGGAAGCUGAUCUACUAGCUCGUGUUACCUUGACGACGAGUUUGGUUACCAUCAUAGAAGGCGCGUUCGCUGUAUUAGUAUAUUACAUUUUCAGGUACCUAUUGUGUAGACGACGAUGUAAUAAGGCUCAAAGUGAGGAUGAAUUAGAUGGUGAGAAAGCCGUAGUCGAUGAUGACAUCAAGGUGAUCGAGAUUGCUGAAAAAAAUGACAUCGGUAACAAUGGCCAAGAACCUGUGAAUGGAGCCGACAAUGCUGCCUUCCAGUCAGAGUCCAAAUGAUAUGGAGCUGGUCAGUGAUAUCAUGCCUGCAGUACUUACUUCCUUCUUUUUACGUAUAAUGUUUACAGGAAUCAUCAACAUUUAUACUCGAUAAUUGAUGCAUAAUGCUGCAUUACUUUUUCUUCUUUUUGUGUUUCUCUUUCUCUUUUUUAUUUCCCUUUCACAUUUCCCUGAUAUCUGUAAAACCACAAUAAUCCUCAUCAAAACGUUGAUAUAAAAAAUAUGACAAUAUAGUUACACGAUUAUAGGCAUGACAUUCGGAUGUGAAUAAAAAAAAUCAUGUCAUUUUGAAGUUUUGCUAAAAUGCGUAACCUAAUUGGCAUACAAAUGAAAAGAACACUCCCUAUUAUGAUACAUCAUGUAGGAAAUUGAUGAUAAAGAGCUGGUGCGUAACAAUAAUGACAACUUCACAUGCACGGAACAAACAUUUCUUUUCUCAAAAUUUUUUUUUUACAUUAUCGGAUGAAAAACUAAAUAUAACAUAUUCUAUGUUACAAAAUACAAAAUGAAUUAUGAGUGCAUGAUAUCAUCACCUUCAUAAUGUAC
Lytechinus variegatus (green sea urchin) is the source of this 2258-nucleotide messenger RNA. RefSeq names its product solute carrier family 10 member 6-like. Gene Ontology annotation, cellular component: membrane. The record is from RefSeq and is a predicted model, not a curated record. The coding region runs from base 264 to 1712 and encodes 482 amino acids. Lineage: Eukaryota; Metazoa; Echinodermata; Echinoidea; Temnopleuroida; Toxopneustidae. The transcript has 9 exons.